AUGCGAAUCAGUUGUUCAAAAUCAGUGCCUUUUUCAGAUUUAAUAAAUAUAAAUACAGGCGCUGCCGGGGAAAUCGUGGAUAAAAAUGACGAUGAAGAAGAAAACCGACUCCCAUUAUCCGAACAUUUAUGGGAAAUUGUGAAGUUAUGUGGGAAGCAGUGGAGAUGGUUUGUUCCAGCAUAUACACUUCUGAUUCUGGAUUGUGCUUUGAACCUUAUCGAACCAGCCUUGUAUGGUCAAAUGAUGACAAAUGCGAUUCAAAUGAAAUCUUUUGAUAUUAUCAAACGAGCCUGCCUACUGCUGGCACUCAUCCAAUUCUCAGAAGCUACAUGCAAAUCGGCUUGUUACUUUUUCAUGCAAUACGCUGAAAAGUUAACUGCAAGGAAUAUUCGUAUCCAACUUUUCCGUUCAAUUCUCCAUCAGGAAAUCUCAUUUUUUGAUGAGAAUAAAACAGGACAAUUGGUGUCAAGAAUCACACAUGACUCGGAAUCCAUUUCAAAUACUCUUCCAGUUCACAUUGAAACACUUGUCAACAAUCUAUUCAUGUUUUUUGGAUCCAUUCCAAUCAUGUUUUGUUAUUCAUGGCAGUUGACAUUAACUUCAUUCAUUGAAUUUCCAAUUACUCUGUUAAUGACAAGAUAUUAUGGAUUGGCAGUGGAGAAGCUAUCAGAAAAGGAAAAUGAUGCAACUGCAGCUUCAAAUGAAACUGUUGAAGAAGUACUUUCAGCUAUCCGAACAGUUAGAUCAUUCGCUGCUGAGAAUUUCGAACAAAAACGAUACACUAAGAAUACGGAAGACUGGUUCAAGAUUAGCACAAAGACUGUGACACUUGGAACUAUCUACAACUAUUUUUGGGCUCUUAUGUUACGUUCGCAAGAUGUUAUUCGAUAUUUAUAUGGAGGAUAUUUGGCAUUAAAUGGGAGAAUGGCUCCGGAGGCAUUGCUAACUUUUAUCUUUUAUCACUGGAGACUUCAUACUGCGAUCAAUGCGUUCAGUUCCCUAUUCUCUGGCGUCAUGAAAACCAUUGGUCUAUCCCGAAAAGUGAUACAUCUGAUCAAUAGAAAACCACAACUUGACUAUGAUUUUGGGACUGAAACUCCAGAAAUUCAAGGAAAAAUUGAGUUUGAAGUAGUUGAAUUUGCAUAUCCGACUCGGAAAACAGUAAAUGUAAUAAAUGGAAUCAACUUAUCAAUUGAAUCAGGAAAAACUGUUGCCUUGGUUGGACCGAGUGGAAAUGGGAAAUCUACUUUGGUUUCUUUAAUUCAACAAUUUUAUACUCCACAAUCUGGAAGAAUAUUGACUGAUGGAAUUCCAAUUCAGAAUAUUAAUCAUCAACAUUAUCACUCAAAUAUUGCCCUUGUUGCUCAAGAACCAACAUUAUUCUCAGGAACUAUCAGAGAAAAUAUUCUUUUUGGAAUUGAAAAUGGAACAGAAGAAGCUAUGUUGAAAGCCGCUGAAAUGGCAAAUGUUCAUGAAUUUGUGUCAAAAAUGGAUGAUGGAUAUGAUACAAAGUGUGGAGAGAAGGGUGUUCAAAUGUCUGGAGGUCAGAAGCAACGAAUUGCAAUCGCAAGAGCUCUUAUCAGAAAUCCACGUGUUUUAAUCCUUGAUGAAGCCACGUCAGCAUUAGAUUCAGAAUCUGAAGGAAUGGUUCAAGAAGCAUUGAAUAAAUGUGCAAAAGAACGUACUGUUAUAGUGAUUGCACAUCGCCUUUCAACUGUACGAAAAGCCCAGAAAAUUGCUGUAAUUGAAAAUGGAAGUGUGAAGGAGAUGGGAUGUCAUGAUGAAUUGAUGGAGAAUCAGGAUGGGCUUUACUACAAAUUAGUUAGCAAGCAACUUGGUUCAAUUGUUGAUACAAAUAUUUUUAACUGCUUCGAUAUGCUAAUAUUUUUUGUCCUUUUUUAG
Messenger RNA from Caenorhabditis elegans, 1902 nucleotides. RefSeq names its product HAlF transporter (PGP related) (gene haf-8). Gene Ontology annotation, cellular component: membrane. Gene Ontology annotation, molecular function: nucleotide binding; ATP binding; ATP hydrolysis activity. Gene Ontology annotation, biological process: transmembrane transport. The record is from RefSeq and is marked reviewed. The transcript has 3 exons. Lineage: Eukaryota; Metazoa; Nematoda; Chromadorea; Rhabditida; Rhabditidae. The coding region runs from base 1 to 1902 and encodes 633 amino acids.